GGAGCGGAGGGGGGCGAGGGGGCGGGGCCAGGAGAGACGCGGGCGGUUGUAGAGCCGAGGGCCUGCAGGGGGCGCAGGAUGACGCGGCUCCUCCUUUUAAUCCGGCUGUGGUUUGGGUUGCUGUUGAUUCGAUUCUCUCAGGUGUUGAACCAAGAGCUCAGCACAGCCAGGAGGCUGUGCGGCACCAACCUGAUGAAAGAAAUAGUAAAACUCUGCGGCAUUACUGACUGGAACCAGUUCCAGUUUGAGGGAGAAACCCCUUUGGCACAGUUGGCUCCCCACGCCACUACGAAGGUUGGAGCCCUGGACCCCGACCAGUUGAGGAGACAGGAAACGCCUUUCCCAGGGUGGGGAAGGGUCACAGACCCAGCCUCUACUUCUGCCUCUCAGGAAGAAGCAAUAAACAGUUUGGAGAUUCAGUCAUUGCCUGAGUAUCAGUAUAAAAAGGCCAACUUGCUCCUUGAUAAGACAAGAGAAUUUUCUUCAUCACAUGAUGUUUAUCCACACAUUCACAGAAGUGUGAAAAUUCAGAAGAAAAGUACAAACAAAAUUAAAGCCUCAAGUUUAUUUUGGGGGAAUCAUCCUCAAAGGAAACGCAGAGGAUUCUCAGAUAAAUGCUGUCUCAAAGGAUGUACAAAAGAAGAACUUGCCAUUGCGUGUUUUCCAUAUAUUGAUUUCUAACACUUAAUGAGAGAAGGACUAUCACUUGUCAAUGGGAUAUACCAAGCACCAUAAGAACUAUACGAAGUUAAUAAAAAGCUCACUGUAUAUUUCUAUUUAUCUUUGGUAA
Chinchilla lanigera (long-tailed chinchilla) is the source of this 790-nucleotide messenger RNA. RefSeq names its product insulin-like 6 (gene Insl6). The transcript is spliced from 2 exons. Gene Ontology annotation, molecular function: hormone activity. The record is from RefSeq and is a predicted model, not a curated record. Bases 79 to 681 code for a protein of 200 amino acids. Lineage: Eukaryota; Metazoa; Chordata; Mammalia; Rodentia; Chinchillidae. Gene Ontology annotation, cellular component: extracellular region.